AGCGUGUGUAUGCGGUUGUUGUGUUUGUUAUGGCAGUUUCUACAACGGCGCGUAUUUUUCGGACGUCUCCCGCAAACAACACGGUGUUCUUUGUUUGUGCUCUUCGAGCGUCGAUAACACGUUCGCUGCACGAGGUAUCGACACUAAGUGGCUUCCAAAACACAAUCUGUGAGAAGCCGGCUUGUGAUGGACGUUGUUGCUGAUUGAAGUGGCGUGGCUCAGUGAGCAACUGCCUUCUGAAGCCGGUGGCAUAAUGCAAAGUGCCUGAAAAGCUGCGAUUAAGUGUUGCAGUGACGUUUCCUGACCUGCCGUCUUCGCCGCAAUGCUAGAUCAUCGUGUCGAGUGUGGUAUUGUGUCGCGAGUGGCCUUCAAAGCGUCCCAAAGGGAACGGCGGCUCCAGCGCAUCCAACUGAGCCGUCACCAAGAUCUCGAACCGUUUCACGGUUCAGGAGUCAACUGCCUAUCGCUAGAUCCCAUUGAUGGCCGAUACCUCCUUUCGGGUGGUGCUGAUGGGGGCCUCUGCAUCCACGACCUGUACUCCGAUAUUGGCAAAAUUAAACGCACAUGCAAGGCCAUCUGCAAACUGUCCAAGCACGAAGCGCACAUUUUCUCAGUCUCGUCAGUACACUGGUACCCGUGUGACACCGGCCUCUUCACGUCUUCGGGCAUGGAUGGCACCCUUCGAAUUUGGGACACCAAUGCGCUGCAACAGGUUGACUUGGUCCGUCUCAGCGAUCUCAUCUUCUGCCACCACGUCGAAGCAGCACAACCUAACCUCUUGGCUGUGGGGUUCAAGAAGCCCUGGGUAGUGUUGGCAGACAUGCGAACGGGCAGCGCUUGUCAGCAGCUGCGGGGCCACGAGGGCAGCGUGCUUGCAGUCCGCUGGAGCCCUCAUGCUCCAAACCUUUUGGCAUCGGGAUCCCGAGAUGGUUCGGUGAUUCUGUGGGACGUGAGGAGUGCACGCACCUGCAUGGCAACCCUGCAGGGCCACAAAGGGGGCACGACUGCCAUGACUUUCCUGCCGGAUGGCAUGCAACUCCUGACCAUGGGCAGGGACGGCCGAGUCAAGCUGUGGGACGUGGCAAAACGUACAUUGAGCAGGGCGCACUCGGGACUCGCCUGCUGCAAGUCGCCCACUCAGAUGUCCGCAACUCAGGAGGUGGCACUGCUUCCAUCCGGCCACUGCCUGCUCGUCAUGAACCUGGUGCGGAAGCAGCCCCUACAAGCACUCAGCGGGGCGCACUUUGGGCAGGCCAACUGCGUGCUCAUCUGCAGCGAAACCCUGGAGGCAUUCAGCGGCGCUAACGACCGCACAAUUCUGUGGUGGACAUCGUGUGGUGACCGUGAGCGUGCACUGGACGCCUAUCAGGACGGCAUGCCAGACUCGUGGAGCGACGAAGGCGAACCUUUUUGAAGGACCGGGCACGUGUGCACUAAGGACAGAGCUCUUGUAAUGAGUGGUGUGACCAGCUUUGUGAAGCUCUUGGUGUAUUGUGUCAGCUAUUGUGCAAGUCAAGACUGAAGCACCUGAGGACAAGCUUUUGAAGACUGCUUCGACGUCUUCACGGCAUUGGAUUCUCAGAGUGAAAAUAUGACCCUGGAGAGGAAUUGAGACGGGACACUGAAGCACGUCAAGGAGAGGUUACAGUGUUCAUUUUUAAUAUAAAGCAGUGUUGCAGAAUGCAGCAGAAACGACGUUAUAAUAAGUUAUUACGGUAUACAGUGUGGUUUGUGACGUGACGUGCUCACACAGAACUCUAGGGUGUUUGAACUCCUUCUCACCCUGCUAACAAUAGUUUUGAAACACUGCGUGAUUGUGAUGACAAGUUCAUGACUGUUUUAAUGCUUGUGGGAUGGAACCUGAGACAUCAGAAAUACUGAGAUCCGCGCCGCUGUGGCUCAGUGAUAAUGGUGUUGUGUUGCUGAGCGCGAGGUCGCUAGAUCAAAAUACAGCCGCAGCGGCCCCAUUUUAAUGAGGGCUAAAUGAAAGAAUGCAGUGUAUGACGCAUUGAGUGCACGUAAAAAUAUCUGACGGCCAAAUUUAAUCCGGCGUGUGCCCUAUUAAGUUCCUCAUAAUCAGACCAUGCUUAUGGCACGUUAACCUCCUAAUAUUACAGAGUUAAAUGAUCAAGUUCUUUGUCUAUGAAUAAGCAUGUUAGAUUUCUAAAUCGAAAAAAAAUGAAGUCCGGCAGGCAUCACACUCUUGUAACACAAGAAGGCGAAAGCCUUGCUGCACUCCUGUAAGACAAGACGAGCCGCAAUGAUCAGUACGUAUGUUUGGCAUUAAAGUGGACCC
Molecule: messenger RNA, 2296 nt
Organism: Rhipicephalus sanguineus (brown dog tick)
Lineage: Eukaryota; Metazoa; Arthropoda; Arachnida; Ixodida; Ixodidae
Product: DNA excision repair protein ERCC-8
Exons: 6
Coding region: 323-1414 (363 amino acids)
Biological process (GO): protein polyubiquitination; proteasome-mediated ubiquitin-dependent protein catabolic process; transcription-coupled nucleotide-excision repair
Cellular component (GO): Cul4A-RING E3 ubiquitin ligase complex; nucleotide-excision repair complex
Molecular function (GO): protein binding
Source: RefSeq, a predicted model, not a curated record